Messenger RNA from Hibiscus syriacus, 549 nucleotides. RefSeq lists its product as uncharacterized. Lineage: Eukaryota; Viridiplantae; Streptophyta; Magnoliopsida; Malvales; Malvaceae. The record is from RefSeq and is a predicted model, not a curated record. Bases 1 to 549 code for a protein of 182 amino acids. The transcript has a single exon.
AUGCUUCACACAUCAAGCACUGAUCUUCCCCAUAGCAAGGCUGUGGGAAUCAAGCAAGAUGACAAGUUCUUUUCCAGGCUUUCAUCAAAGGAAAAAAACUCGGUGGGAAACUCUUCUUUAAGGGUCUACUAUGGUGGAGUCUCGGGCUCUAUUCCUUUCACGUGGGAGUCUCAGCCCCGUACCCCGAAACAUGCAUUUUCUACUACAUCUCUCAUUCCUCCUCUAGCUCCUCCACCUUCUUACUAUUCCAAGUCCAACCCCAAAUCCAUCAAGAAACGAUCGAGAUCCGGUCUUUUGCGCGCGUUGUUCGGGAAAAUGAUGUGCUUUAACUUGAACGAGAUGAACAAUGUUGCGCCUUCGUCGCCUUCUUCUUUGUCAUCAGCAUCGUGGUCCUUGAGUUUCGAAAAGCACCGGCAGAGUAGUCGGCCGAGUUCAUCGUUUGUUUCGAGAGCAGAUGUCGGAUCAUCAUCGCGGGCUUUGGCUCGAUGUUUUGCUGCCUUUGGUAUAGGGAGCACCGGUAAGUGUCGUGCAUGCUAUUGCUGGGGAUAA